GCGGGGUAAAAGCCAGGUUAUGGCUAGACGGGAUGCAGCUUUUGUCAAAUUAACAACAUAUUUGACUUUUUGCAGCAGGUUAUGAUAAUUUACGAAGCAGGUUAAGAGAAUGAACGUAGCAGGUUAGGAUACUUGUGUUAAGGUUAUGACAAGAGUUAUGGUUAGUGUUAGUAAAAUGCUAAAUAAAUCAACUUGUGGUGUUAAUUUGACCAAAGCUGGAUACCUUCUAGUCUUGACCGGGUAACCACGGCAGAAAAAGAACGGAGUGACUCGAUGUUGUAUUAGAAUAAGACGAUAACAUGGAGUCCAUUGAUUUGGAGAGGGAGGACCCUUCUAGCUCACUAUCUGGAUAUGCCAAUGGAGAGAUAAUGACCCUGGAGAUCUCAGAGGUCUCUCCAGACUUGCUUGUUCUCGAGGUAAAAGACAACCUACCUAAAAGUAACCAUGGCAGCCUAGACAUGGAGAUGGAUGCUGACUUUCAUAAUGAUGAUGGGCAUGGUUUUGCGAAUGUGGAACUCCAGUUCUUUCCAUGUGAUUCCUGCGAAGCCUCCUUCACUAGUGAACCAGAGCUGGAGCAGCACUUCAUAAGCUCUCAUUCAAUAUGUGAUGUAGCAAGUGAGAGAGGAAGACCGAAAGCCAAGUCAAUGGAAACAGAAGGUGUCUCACCCCUGCACACCUGCAUGACUUGUGGGAAGGUGUUCAAAUACCUAACUUCAUUUCGAAAACAUGAGGAAACUCAUAUCAAAGCCCUGUACACCUGCAAGACUUGUGGGAAGGAGUUUAAAUACCUAACUUCAUUCACAAAGCACCAGGCCACUCACAUUGUACCAAGACUGAGAGGAAAUGGAAAGUCAAUCAUAGCAGUAGGCUUAAAUGUCAAUCAGAAAGUGAAAGGCCUUCACACCUGCAGGCACUGUGGUAAGGGGUUCAAAUACCUAACUUCUUUCAUAAAGCAUGAGAAGACUCACAGGAUAACCAAAAAAAGCAGAAAAAAACAGAGGAACCCUUCAAGUUCUGAGAUUAUUGUACGUCUUGAAGGCAAUAGGAAAGAUGACACAGAAACUUGUUUAAGGGCCACCAAGAAAAAAAGGAAGAACAUCAAUGAUACUGAGGAUCAGGAUGCAUGUAUUCUAAUAUCUUCUGAUGAUGAACUAGCCAACACUGCAGAGCAGCAAACACCUGACUCUAACCGUUCUCCUCCUUUUCCUUCUGACUCUAACCGUUCUCCUCCUUUUCCUUCUGACUCUAACCGUUCUCCUCCUUUUCCUUCUGACUCUAACUGUUCUCCUCCUUUUCCUUCUGACUCUAACCGUUCUCCUCCUUUUCCUUCUGACUCUAACCGUUCUCCUCCUUUUCCUUCUGACUCUAACCGUUCUCCUCCUUUUCCUUCUGACUCUAACCGUUCUCCUCCUUUUCCUUCUGACUCUAACCGUUCUCCUCCUUUUCCGGCUGACUCUAACCGUUCUCCUCCUUUUCCGGCUGACUCUAACCGUUCUCCUCCGUUUCCUUGUCUGGACUGUGGGAAGGUUUUUAAGUUUUUCAAAUCUUACCAAAAACACCAGAAAAGACAUGCUUGGGCACAGGGCAAAAGUGAAAUAGUGCCUCCUAAACAGGAGCACGGACCGGAAGUGAAACAACAGAUUAGAUGUCCAGUUUGUGGUAGACCAUUCAACAAGCUUAAAGCUUGUACCAAACAUGAGAAAAUGUAUCAUCGGGAAAAUAACUUGCGUAAAAACACAUUUUCUUUAACGUGCUGUGAAUGUGACCGUCAUUUUGAAAAGGCAGAUAUUUUCCAAAAGCAUAAGUGCUUCCACCUGCGUAAGCAUGUAAAGGCUUUCAUAGAGGCAAGUAGGGUGAGCCAACAGGGGGAUAUUUUCUAUUGUCAACUCUGUGUCCUAAAGCUCGCCAGUGGACUGGAGUUUGAGAAUCAUGCCAGGGAUAUGCACCCAGACCAAUACCGCAAAACCCUAAAAGCAGUAGGCAAUGUCAGGACAUGUAUCAUUAAAGACACCUUGAAAGGCUUGCCGACACAAAGGGAUCUGGAGGCAACUGAAAUAGACUUAAACACUGUAGGACAGACAGAGGAAGAUGUAUCGAGACAAUUUAUUUGCAAAGAUUGUGGGGACUGUUUCAUAUAUCAUGUUUCGUUUAAUUUUUGUGGGAAAUGUUUAAAGGAUCGCAAAGACUCUAGGAGAAUUCGGGAGAGCAACGUAAAAGCCUCCAAGCUGCACCACUGUGAAAAAUGUGGACUUGACUUUGGCCGAAAAGAUCACCUAAAGCGCCACAGCUGUUCUCAUUCUGGCAGUUCCUAUAUCUGUUUUGAUUGUGGCGUUGGAUUCAGGGAUCCAGGAGAGUUGCGGACGCAUGAAAAGACUCAUCAGGUGAGAAACCACAUCUUCCAACUGCGUGAGAAGCGAUGUGAACAUCAAAAGGAACUGAUGUUGCAUCAUGAAGUUGAUCAUCCAGGACCAGACGGUUAUACAUGCCACCAGUGUGGCAAGAAAUGUAGUACUGGGGAAAAGCUGGGGAAACACAGAAUGAUCCAUUCGGCCAAAACUCCCCAUGCUUGUUCAUAUUGCGGUACAAAGUUCAAGAGGCGAGAGCAUUUGAGACGGCAUGAGAACCUGCACACCAAUGAGAAACCUCACCUUAGUCAUUGUUAUGGAGAUACAUUUGGGCGGCAGGAGGACUUAAAGACCCACCUCGGUAAAAUGCACACAAUGUUGAGAAGUUAUCUUUGUAAGACUUGUGGGACAACGUUCAAGGACCGUAACUCUCUCCGGAGACAUAGAUAUCACACUCACACAAAGGCAGGUAAGGUGUUCCAAUGUGAGGAGUGUGGCCUAAGCUUCAGCCGGGCGGAUCAUUUGAAGCACCACAAGUACACACAUUCUACUGAAAGGCCCUUCUCAUGCUCAUUGUGUUACAAAGUAUUCCACAUUGCAGAAAACCUCAAGAAGCAUGAGCGAAAUCAUAGAAACAAGUGGUUGGAGUACCUCAACACCCGCCGCCACAAUAACACACCCAAGCAGGAGAGCCAUGUUUCUGAGCGCUCCAAGUGGAAACUGGGCUGGUCUGAAGCAUCUGCCCUACUAAAGCUCAUUCAGAGCCACUCCCAGCAGCAACAUCAUACCUGCUAUGUUUGUAAAAAUACUUUCAGAGAGCUUUACUAUCUGAAAAGACACCGUCUACUAAACUGUCUUGGACAAAGGAGUAAAAUUAUGAAUUCAUUCUGAUAUGGAACUGUUCAAUAACUCACUUUGGUGUUGAUAAUAUGAGAGAUUUAGAAGAUUAAUUUAAUUUUGUAGAACUUGUGUAUUUGUAUAUAGUGAGCUGUGGUUUGGUAUCUUGUAUUGUCUGGUUAUUUAAAUGUUAUUGUAGACCCUCAUAGCCAUCAUACCAGAGCCAGUGUUGCCAAUAUUAGACUGCGGUGCUAUAGUAGGAUUACAUUAGGCACAGACGUCAGUUCAACAUCUAUUUUACAUUUUUGUAAACUAAUGUGAAUUCAAAAUGAAAUCAGCAAAACAUUUCACCAUGACAUUGGAUUUAGGUACCAAGUUGGGUGAAAAAAAAUCCUGUACGUUGAUGACCUUUUGCAAAUACGAUCAUUUUUCCACGUAGAUUCAAAGUCAUCACAUUGUUUCCACGUCAUUUCAACAAAAACAUCUAUGUUUAAACCAGUUUUUGCCCUGUGGGAUUGCUGGGGAAAUAAUUAUUUCCUUAAAACUGGUGCAGAAGAAUGGAAUGGUGUACCAAACCUUAUAAAAUCCAUCCCCACACUAGGGAGUUUUAAGAAACCUUAAGAGGAAAUAAAUGGUUUAUGGUAAAAUGCUUUACAACUACACAAGCUAAAAGAAAGUAUAAUUGUAUCAAUGAACAUUACUUGGUCACCUAUUUUAUUCCUUUUACUGUUUCCUCCCUAUUGAUGAGAUGUAUUUGAGAUGUUAUAAUUAAGCAAUAAAGCCUGACGAGGUGUUAUAUAUUGCCAAACUACCACAGCUAAAGGCUGUUCUUAGGUGCAACGCGGUGUGCCUUGAUACAGCCCUUAGCCCAUAUAAAGCAAACUCCUGAUGUGCCUUAAUUAUAUUAUAAACUGGUUACCAAUGUAAUUAGAACAGUAAACAAGUAAUUAUGCAUCAUACCUGUGGUAUAUUUAAGCAAUAAGGCCCCCGAGGGGGUGUGGUAUAUGACUAACAUACCACGGCCAAGGGCUGUUCUUAAGCAUGACGCAACGCGGAGUUCCUGGAUACAGUCCGUAGCUGUUGUAUAUUGGCAAUAUGCCACAAACCCCUGAGGUUACAAACGUAAUUACAGUAGUAAGGAAAUAAUUAUGGGUCAUAUCCGUGGUAUAUUUAAGCAAUAAGGCACCUCGGGUUUGUGGCAUAUGGCCAAAAUACCAGAGCUAAGGGUUGUAUCCAGGCAUGCCACGUUGUGCCUAAGAAAAGCCCUUAGUUGUAGUAUAUUGGCCAUAUACCACCCCCCUCUGGCCUUAUUGCUUAAAUAUACCACGGUUUAUAAUCUUGUGUAUAUUUUCUUUUUGUGUAUAUUCAAGGGGACCACAAUGGAAAUACGUUUUAAAUUGUGUGGUUGUAUUGUGUUUAAAAUGGUCAAAUUCUAUCAUGCAUUUUAACAAUGACAAUUAUAAAAUCAAACAAUUCA
Messenger RNA from Oncorhynchus nerka (sockeye salmon), 4659 nucleotides. RefSeq names its product zinc finger protein 43-like. The coding region runs from base 300 to 3236 and encodes 978 amino acids. The transcript has 3 exons. The record is from RefSeq and is a predicted model, not a curated record. NCBI's taxonomy places the organism in Eukaryota, Metazoa, Chordata, Actinopteri, Salmoniformes, Salmonidae.